CUCUACCUAACCACCAUGGCUAAAAGAGCAUAUGGCACGCACUUUCUUUUUUUGGCUAUCGUUUCSAUAUUCUCACCAGUACUUGUAAUUGGAUCUCACUUCAGGGGUGUUUCAAUGAGUUGGAAGCCAGUMAAUCCGAGCAAUAUAUUGGACAAAAGAGUAAUGGUUUCUUUUCGGAUAGCAUGGAGGAGGUCUUGGGAUAGUAAAACCUUUUGUGACCAAUCUCUUAUCAACUCCGGAACACUUAUUGGCCCACUAGAGUAUUUGUAUUGUAKUUCUGGAUGUUCUGGUAGAAUCACUUCCUUGAUAUUUAAGUGUACGGAUUUCAGUACGGUUGAAGAUUGGUCAACAGGAGGAAGAAACACUACUUACACAUUUAGUGACAUCACACAUCCAGUGUACCAAGCAAGGUUCUCAGGCUUUGCCUGGUUUCAUUUGCAAGUCGGAGGRGGCAAUUGGGAUGUUCGAAUGAAUGUUAAUCUCACGAAACGAAGUGAUACUGGACGCUUGAAUACCUCUCCUGUGACAGCCAUGACUCCAAUAGUAAGACUGCAGUAUAAAUGCAAUCAUACUUUAAUCAUCCCAGUAAGUGACGUCGAUAACGACGAUAUCAGAUGUCGAUGGGCGGAGUCUAGUAAAUAUGAAUGUGGUGGAGUAUGCAAGACGUUUCCAGGGGCUAUAUUAGAUGAGCGAAAAUGCCAAAUUUCUUAUUCGGCUGUACAUUCUGUUGGAUGGUAUGCUGUUGCGAUCAUGGUCGAAGAUUUUGCUUCAAGACUUUCAACAGAUCCUUUAAGUGGCAUUCCACUCCAGUUCCUUGUACAGGUUUACUCCUCAAGCGAGAAUUGUGACAAUAAACCCGAGUUUACAAGCAACACAAGAGCCGCUGGAUCUUGCAUUGGUGUCCCACAUGGAUCAACUUUUAGAGAGCCUUUUAUUGCAAAAGCACACGGCACAGGAAACAGAAUUACAGAAAUCAUAACAGUCAGCCCUGCAGGCUUCCGCAAGUCCCUAUUGAGCCAAUAUUCUGMAAAUGAAUGGUAUGUGAACAUAACAUGGACUCCAGAUCCAUCUCAAAAUGAACCAGUUAUCUUCUGCUACACAGCUAUCGAUCAAAAAGGUUUAUCAUCACAGCAAAGMUGUCUCACGUUCUUGGCGGGCGUUGAACCACCAWAUAUUGUUAAUGGCUCCCAGUCUCCAUCAGGAUGGAUAUAUCCCAGUCAAGAUAAUUGGCGCAUCAAAUUCGAUAAAGAGUUCGUUCGACCUAAAAGACGCAGAUAUCUAAGGAUAUAUCGAGCCAAUGGUAGUGAGGUAAACCGUGUUGAUGCGUCAACAUCAAGCAAAUUUACCUACCCCACAGGGUCAUUGGGAAGAAUACUCCAUUAUAAACCCUCAUUUAAGUUUGUUGAAAAUCAAACUUACUACAUCACAUUGGAUCCAGGCGUUGCGCAGGGAAUACAAUUUUGUGGGGCAGAAUCUCUUCCAAAAAGGGAUGGCUAUUUCUGGAGGGUGAAGAUAAAAAAGSCAGAYAUCACGGCUCCAAACCUCACACUUGUAUUAGCACCAACAGUGACAAAUGCAACUAUCAAAAUAACUUGGUCUAUCGAUGAGGAGGCGAAUACUAUGUGUAGUAUAACUAGUCCCGUUAAUACAACUAUGCARGCAUGUUAUAACUCAUGGUCAGGGGAAAGAUUAGAAGAAGGAUACUAUAAAAUUUCAAUCACAGCUACUGAUAUUGCUGGCAACGUUGCUUUACCAGUAUCGCAUUCAUGGCAUGUUGAUGUAACGCCUCCGGAGCCUUACCUGACAAUGAAACCUUCUGCUGUGACAAACGAAUCAUCCGCCAAGUUUAAGUUUGCUUGCCGCAAGGACAGUGUAUGCUAUUAUCAAUGCUCAGUGACACAAGAUGGAAAUAGACCUCUUUACUCGGUCUGUAGCGGAUCUGGCUUUAUGGUAUCAAACCUCAAGAAUAACAUCACCUAUACCUUUUGGCUGAAAGCUCAAGACGGUGUUGGAAACCAAGCCCCCGYGUUUCAGUUCAAUUGGACAGUAGAUACACAGCCCCCUAGCAUCUCAAAUGUGAAUCACCUCUCUGUAAAUUGCACCAGCGACAUGAAGCCAUCAGCUAUUGGUCAACCCUCAGCUACAGAUAACGAGGACCCUUCGCCUUUAUUCAAAUAUAAAGACAUUCCCUUUCAAAGUGGAUGCACUAUACAGAGAAUAUGGACUGUCACUGACCGAGCUGGUAACAGUGCUAAAGUAACUCAGACGAUAAGUUUUAUCAACCCAUUAGCACCUGUAAUCAGCCUAAGUGAAAACAUUAUAAUUGCAUGUCAAACACGCGAUAUGAUGAACGCAGAUAUAAAAUCCACUGUCAACGUCAGCCAUCCAUGUGACAUACCAUCAAGUACGAGCUAUAUUGAUUCUAUAACUCCCAUUAGUUGUGGCUCUACGUUUACAAGGACAUGGCUGGCAAAGGAUAAUUGUGGAAAUGCUAACAMUAAAGCACAGRCAAUCAGAGUACUCAAUCCUCAUCUACCGGAUUAUCCGAAACUAGGUCAAGUUAAUGUUGGUUUGAAUCAAGCUCUUCGAUGGCCUCAAUAUGCAGGUUCAACUAUGUACAAAAUCUUURUAUGGACAAAUUCAAACUCCAAACCAACAGCACCAAAUGGUACYACAAGCUCCAGAGAGUUCUCACCUUCAMAACCAUUUCCCCCUGGGAAAAAGAUUCUCUGGAAAGUGGAGUAUGUGCUUCAGUCCGGUCAAACUAUUCCUGGUCCAAUAUGGGGAUUCAUUACAAGACAGUAUCCAGACUUCAAGGUCGAGAGCAUCACCCUACCACCGAAUGGAUUUUCUGGGCAGAAAUUGUCAGUUUCGUGGACCGUUCGUAAUAUUGGUGGUGUUGGUAAUUCCGCCUACAACUGGAAUGACCGAGUCUUUCUUAGYCGAACYACUUCAUUUUCCCAGUCAAGGSUGAUGACAAMGYUAUCUCAGGCCAGGCUGCUCAGUCCAAAUGACGCAUAUGUUGGGAGAGCAGACAUCCAAAUGCGAGACAAAGAUGUAGGCRUUUUUUACAUCUUUGUGGAAACAGACGUCUCGAAAUCCAUUGAUGAUAUAGACCGAACCAACAACCUUAAAAUUAGCUCCAGUUCUAUUAAAGUGGCACUUACCCCUCCUCCUAAUCUGAAGGUCACAUCAAUCGUGGUACCUCCAACAUCUUUCUCAGGGAAGUCCAUAAGCGUUAAGUGGACCGUAGCAAAUAAAGGAGUAGGAAUAACAGGGAAACCAACAUGGACCGAUCGGCUGUUUUUAUCUAAAGAAAAUCAACAGUUGGAAAAAGACGACGCUUAUCUUGGUUACAAGAUUCACAAUGGUUUACUUGCUGUGAAUCAAGAAUACACCGAGACAAUAACAUUGAAAGUACCUCGCAAGAUAUUUGGAAAUUUCUUUGUCAUCGUCAUGACAGACGCUACAAAUACUGUGUUUGAAGAUUCAGGAGAAAGUGAUAACAUCCUGGCUGCGAAGUCUCCUUUGAAAGUUGUCCUAUCUCCUCCUCCUGAUUUAGUGGUCAGAAGAUUGUCAUUUCAGUCGUCCCAGUUUAUUAGUGGAAAUACAGCAACCAUUCGUUACCGUGUGGUAAACGAGGGUUAUGGGAGACCUUUUCAAAACUGGUGGAGUGAUCAAGUAUCGAUCACAAAUGUCAACUCAAAAGUCAAGUUGGUAAUUGCRACUCCAACCUUCUCUGGGRUUCUACCUGCUGGGAAUUGGUAUGACAGAGAGAUCAAGUUUGUUGUUUCACCAUCACUUUUUACAGGCCAGUAUACAUUACAAAUACACGCCGAUGUAUACAGCCAAGUAUUCGAGUUUACAUACAAAAGCAAUAACGUAAAAGAAAGGAAAUUUGAAAUUAUUCAAUCGCUUCCUAAUUUAAUUGUGACAAAUGUAAAUGCUUUCGUCAAAAGUAACCCAGAAAUAACUUACCUUCAUGUUAACUUUACUGUGCUAAAUGAUGGGAAAGUAAAGACUUUUUCUGCACCUUGGACAGAUAAAGUUGUUCUAUCAGUAUCCGAGCAAUUUUCUUCUAACCAAUUGAAUAUUCUUGGUGAAGUCCUAAGGAAAACCAAUCUUCCUUCAAAGGAAUCCUAUAAAGUUAUUUCAACUCGGUUCAAAGUCCCUCGAAAUAUUUUUGGGCUUUAUUACGUGUUUGUUAUUACAGACGUUCAUUCUUCCGUUCUUGAAACUAACAAGGCUGAUAACGAACGGCGUGGUCCUCCCAUAACAAUACCAAAAAUUCUUCCCGACCUCGUUGUGCUGAGGAUAGCUUUUUCAAGGUCAUCAGAAGUCUUCGCGGGAUCUACAKUAAAUGCAUAUUGGACUGUGCAAAAYAUUGGCAAAGGAAACACCUUGGUUAACUCGUGGACUGACCAGUUGUUUUUAUCGAAGUCCAGUUCUUUGGAUGRUGCAGUCAAAAUCAAAGAGGUUGUUGUAAGAAAAAAUAUUCUUGCUGGGAAAAUAUACAACCAAACAACAACUGUUCGAUUACCAGACAAUAUCUUUGGAGACCACUUUUUGAUAGUCAACGUCAAUGGUUAUAGGUCAAUAACAGAGACCGAUUACAGCACCAAUACUGCUUCAAAUCACUAUGUACUACGAGCAAAGCCAUAUCCUGACCUUAAAAUCCUAAAAGUUAUUUACAGCUUAAACUACUUGACUCGACUUUUAAUAGUACAGUGGGAAACAAGAAAUAUUGGUUUUUCAAUGGAKGAAGAGAGUGCCUGGACCGAUUGUGUAUAUUUAUCUCCGACUACUUCAAUUGACAGCUUGGCUCAAAAUUUAGGAUCAAAGGYUGUUUCCAUAAAGUUAACUUUCAUGCAAGAUUACAAAGCCGWMGUGUCAAUAUCAGUACCUCGUCGGAUUUCAGGUCGAUUCUAUGUCCACGUGCAAGUUAAUUGCAAGGGAAUCCUAGAUGAAAUUAACAAUGGUCAAGACAACGUAAAACACGCCGUCYUUCCACUUGAUGCCAAGGAUAUUGCAUCUCCUKUACUUCAAAUCGAAAGGAAAUCCACUUUCCCUCAAAACAUAUCUUGUGUGGAGCCGGUACCUCUGACAUGGAAGGUUACCAACAAGGGUGAAGUCAACRUGGAAAURGACUCAUGGACKGAUGCAGUUUACAUGUAUAACAAGGCUGACAGUGACCUUCAAGAGGUUAUGGAUUACGGAACUCGCCUUGYAUCAAAGGUUUACACUGGUGGAUUGCUCAUUAACCAAUCAUACUUCGUUAAUGUGAACGUGACUAUUCCAUGUAAUCGUAGGACACCUGUAACUUAUCUKUAUAUGUAUACUGAUAUAAAUAACCGUACAGGUCGGAACGAACCAGSAAAAUCUGUGAGUUCUWUUGCCAUGAAUGUGCUAUCUGGACCUUUACCAGAUCUUACUGGUAGUUUUCUCAACUCAUCGUUGCAAACCCAGGGAGGACGUCCGUAUAAAAUUCAUUACAACAUAUCAAAUGUUGGUAACGGAACAAUCAAAACARUCUGGUAUAACGCUUUGUACCUUAGUCAAGAUGUCCUGCGUGAUCCAUUUGACCGUAAACUUGUUUCUCAUCGACUAAAUCACAAACUUGGAUCCAAUUCAUUCUCCAUUAUGGAAGUUGAAGUAUUUAUUCCUUUUGAUCUUGUUAGUAGUGACUAUUACAUAUUGUUGGAAAUGGACAGUAAUAAUCUAGUCAACGAAGAUAAUGAAGACAACAAUUUUGCUUAUGUUUUGAUUGCAAUUAAAGAGGCAAUAAGAACUGACCURCUGGUUUCAUCAGUGUCUACGAUGCCUAUGGCAGUUUCUUUACGAUCAGGGAUUGAAAUUAAUUGGACAUUGAGAAACAAUGGGACCCAGGUCUUCUCUGGAUACAAAUGCGAUUCUGUGUACAUCUCAGAAGACGAGAUUUGGCAWAUAGAUGAUCGAGAAAUUGGUGAACCUAAUUGCGGAUUUAUAYCAUUGCAACCAUCCAACAAUGGGACUAAUAGAGACACUCCAUUCUAUAUUCAAAAACCUUUGCCACUUAUACCACAGGGAAAAUAUCGGGGUCUCUUAAGAAGCCGUAGUAACUUACGAGAUCUCAAUCCAAAGAAUAAUGUCAGGGCGGGUCCUAGGAACAUCAAUGUCACAUAUCCUGAAUUAAAUCUUGGAAGUUGCCUAUUAUCAGAGAAUGGAAGUUCAGUGUACAUCAUCAAAGAUGUUCCUUUUGGAAGGACUUUGAUCGUCACAGCAAAAGCAAAUUCAGUGAAAACAUUUCAAGACUUGUACGUAAGGCACAAGUACCCAGCMUCUUCCUUCCUUUAUGAUGCAGCUUCAAAGUUUGCAACAUCUGCCAAUCAGGAAACCGUCGUUCCAACAACGAAAAAGGGACUUUACUACGUUAUGCUUGAACGAACAGACAUAACUCACUUACCUGGCGUUAAAACCCAAGUCUGCGCAAAGUUAGCUACAUUUGAGAUAGCACGGAUUAUACCAAAAACAUUUUCACCCCUUGGAAAUGUGACUUUAAGAAUUGAAGGGACUCUGUUUGGCUGGAAACUUGAUGUYUUACUGCUAGGAGAAAACAAAGAGAUCAAAGCAGAAAGAAUUUAUCGAUUUAGCUCAACACUUGUAUACGCAACGUUUGACGUUCAAGGUCUGUCUGUGGGAACAAAAUUCGAUUGUAAAGUUAUCGACCAGUCAGAUGAAACUAAUGCCAUGCUAAACAAAUCRUUGACCAUCAAAGAAGGGACACCAGGCAAACUUUCCUUUGCUGUAGAGAGGCCCAAURCAAUAAGGCUAACUGACACUGGUGAGAUUGUAGUUAGCUACCAGAAUGUUGGGAACACAGACCUUCCUACUCCAGUCAUAAUGUUCACAGCAUCGGAAAGAACACUAAUCCGUUUUGUYCCAGAAGACAGUUUGGCAACUGCAUAUGAACACUUCAUAUCRGUUUUCGCUCAACCCUUGGAAGGCCCUGCAGGAAUUAUUCCACCUGGGAUGUCAGGGCAAUUGCUAUUUCAAACAAUCCAUAAAACUGGGACAGGAACUGGAAAAUCGGACCUCAAUAUAAUAUCACUGCGAAACAAUGAUGAGCCACAUAUAUUUAUGGAAAGAAAAGAAGAGCUGAAACCAAAGAAUUUAACUAGCGAUCUUUGGGAACCUGUAUGGAAUAAUUUUUUAAAAUCUACAGGUACAACACAAAGGUCUUUUAACCGACGGUUAUCUGGCAUUGCUACACAAAUGAGUGUAGCUGGGCGGCGAGUGUUCUUGGUAAGGGAUUUCAUUGACUUCCAGUUGAAUUUUGCUAAUGGACUUCAAAGCGGUCGAACUCUUAUUGAUAUUAGUGAUAUGGCUGAUCAAGGAGAAUCAAAUUUGUUAGUUCUGGAGCUACAACGCAUUUACACCCCCUUAUUAACGGUGCGUCGAGAGAGCGGAGUAUUUGGGUAUGGAUGGAUUGCCCCGUGGUGGGAAAUAAGAAUGAUUCAAACRAAUGACACUCUUAUAUCGAUAAUGUACAAGAGAGAAGAAAAGGUUUUCCGUUUGGUUCAAAAGAACAUMUACGCAGGGGAGAAAGGAGGCAACAUCAUAUUGGAAGGCGACGACCUUACUUUAACCAACAUUGAGAAAGACAAUUCAGAUAUUUUUGUCUUCGAUCUGCAAAGYAAGACAUUAAAGGCAAUACGUAACCUGGGCGCACCAAACGAGAAUAUCACAUUGUCAUCUUAUACCUCUGAUGGAAAACCCAARCAGAUGAAGCAUUCAAACGGUGGAACGAUGACCUUGGAAUUGAACUCUCGAAAUUUAAUAAGGAAGGCUACACUAGUCAAAGCUAAUGGUGAGCGAAUUAUCAGCAUAUACAUCUAUGACAGCCAAGUACCGCUUCUUACAUCAGUCACUGUUCAAGACAAAACUACAAGCUACACAUACAACGACAAGCGUGACAUAGCAAGAGUUACGUAUCCUAGUGGYGAACAAAUACGAUAUUUGUUCAACCCCGACACGGGUUUUCUAGAGGAAACAAUCACUUUAAAUGAAGAUGGCGAUGUAUCGACAAAUGUAAGCACCAGAUACGAUUGGAAUGGCUUCAUAAAAAUGGUUAACAACCAAGAUAAACGUCACGUGACCUAUUCGUUUGACAGAGCUAUGAACAUUCUUUCRUUUGUUGGGAAUGAUGGAAUACCUUUUCGUGCUGAGACUGUAGCUACAGAAAAUACUGCUACCAGAAGUUUGGUUCAAGGGGAUCAGGUAACCAUUAGAGACACCUUGCAGUUCAUGAAAAUGCAUCUCCGACURGAGGAUARAAAAAAUCAAAAUUCUAUAGCGAUCCCUACUAACUCCAUUCGGCUCCAUACAAUAAUGCAUAUCAAUUUUUGGAAUUCAAGAGACUUGAGACUCAAAACAAAUCCUAUAUUCUCACUUACCUUCUAA
Molecule: messenger RNA, 8439 nt
Organism: Exaiptasia diaphana
Lineage: Eukaryota; Metazoa; Cnidaria; Anthozoa; Actiniaria; Aiptasiidae
Exons: 26
Coding region: 16-8439 (2807 amino acids)
Source: RefSeq, a predicted model, not a curated record